Syzygium oleosum is the source of this 1304-nucleotide messenger RNA. Its product is annotated as probable WRKY transcription factor 65. The record is from RefSeq and is a predicted model, not a curated record. NCBI's taxonomy places the organism in Eukaryota, Viridiplantae, Streptophyta, Magnoliopsida, Myrtales, Myrtaceae. Gene Ontology annotation, cellular component: nucleus. Gene Ontology annotation, biological process: regulation of DNA-templated transcription. Gene Ontology annotation, molecular function: DNA-binding transcription factor activity; transcription cis-regulatory region binding. The transcript is spliced from 3 exons. Bases 237 to 1097 code for a protein of 286 amino acids.
CCUUCAAAAAACAAAUACGUAAAAACCAAACUGUCAACGUGAAGGAAGCCCGAUACAAUUAAAAAGGGCCUUCCUCUUCCUUCAUCACCUUCUCUUAUUUGUCUCCUUCCUUCAUAUUCUCUCUCACCAGUACAGACUCUCCAAAGUCCGGCACACCCCCCAGUUUUCACAACGAAACAGCCACCGCGUGUGGCAGUUCCAGCGGCGAAAUCAGGUGCUCCUCUCAGCCCCCCACCAUGCAUGGAGGUUUCAACAGGGGCUCAUUCGUGGUCGAGCACGACAAUAAUGGAAGCUCGCCGGAGAAUAGCAUCGGAGGGUCGCCGCCGCCGCCAUCCAGCAGAUUUGGCGAUACGAUGAAGACUGGCCCUAUGGCGCCGUCUCCGAAGAGGAGUAGGAGAGGUAUGCAGAAGAGAGUGGUUUCGAUUCCGAUCAAGAACGUGGAAGGCUCUCGGCUCAAGGGCGAGGGCGCGCCGCCGCCGUCCGAUUCGUGGGCGUGGAGGAAGUACGGCCAAAAGCCCAUCAAGGGCUCUCCAUAUCCGAGGGGAUAUUAUAGGUGUAGUAGUUCAAAGGGAUGCCCGGCCCGGAAACAGGUGGAGCGAAGCCGCGACGACCCCACCAUGCUCGUCAUCACCUACUCUUGCGAGCACAACCAUCCUUGGCCUGCUGCCAAGAACAACCACCACCACCACAAUCACCAGAACUCCUCUGCUGUGACCAGCGCCAUCGAAGACAAGCCUGAAAUGCUCACCAAUCUACCCGACCCAGAAGCCGAGCCCGAGCCCAAUCCCGAACCCGAAGAAAAGUUCCCGGACAUGAGCGAGGAAUCGGCGCUCAUGUCCGCCGCAGACGAGUUCAGCUGGUUCAUGGACAUGCCCACUACAUCGUCCACGAUCCUAGAGAGCACCAUUUUUGCGGAGAGCGGCAACAACAAUACCGGCAACGGCGUGUUGGCGAGGGAUGCCGACGUGGCCAUGUUUUUCCCAAUGGGAGAAGAGGACGAGUCGCUGUUCGCCGAUCUGGGCGAGCUGCCGGAGUGCUCGGUGGUCUUUAGGCACUGCCGGAGUGGUGGUGUGAGCACACAAGUUCAGAUCUGCUGACCCUUCUUUAUUCUUAAUUAAUUUUAAUCCCACUUGUAUUUGUAUUUUUCCACACUUUCUUCUUUUUUUUUCUAAUUUUUUUCCCUUCUUGGUUUAUUUAUUGCUUAUGGAUAAAAGAGAAAAAGAAAAAGAAGAGGAGUUGUUCAAUUCAACUGUGGACGGACGUGUCGUGCGCCGUAAGGAGUAGAAAUCUUGGAAAUUUCUUUC